AAAAUCGAUAAGAAUCGAAUCGAUUAUCAUUCACAUUUGAAUUCUCCUCUUAGACAUCGUAUUAUAUUAUUAAUCCAUUUUAUAUACAAAUAAUCAUAUAUCCUUCGUUAACAAUAAUCACAAGAGAAACGAAAGGAGACGCUUUUUUUAAACAAAAUUAAGCAGAAAUCCCUCACCUGCUGAAUAAAAAGCAAAAAUCACACAAUAUUUCUGUCAGUUUAUGAAUCAAACAUGCCUGGAACAGAGAUUCAAAUAAAUCGUCUCUCAUUGGGUACAAAAAUCUCAUUGAUGACACAUGCCCAAUAUCGUUAUGAAGGGACUGUGGUAGCUAUCAAUUCAAUUGAAGGUACGCUUACCUUACAAAAUGUUAAAUUCUGGGGAACUGAAAAUCGUAUCUCACCAAAUGGAACAAAUCAAAAUGCUGAGAAUAAAGAACCAGCAGUUGGGACAGUGUUUGAUUCAAUUACCUUUUGGAUGUCAAGUAUUAAUCAAAUGCGAUUACUGGAUGAUAUGAAGACAGAACAAAAUGAGCUGGGAGAUAAAGCUGUUGUCAAAGCAGCUGUAGCAAUCGAUGGAAGUAGAGGGACAGGAAGACGUCAAAGAAAUUGGUGGUACGAAUCUGGUGAUCAACAACGCUUUAUGCGAAUAAAUACACCAAGUACUAGUCGUAAUAUCAGCAAUCUAUCAACCACAUCAAAUCGAUUUAAUAAUUCAUCUACUCAACAUAUCAGCAUGCCACAACCACGUAUGCUUGUAUCCUAUCCUCGUAGAGGUCGUAAUCAACUAGGAUUUUUAUCAAGACAAAUGAAUUAUGUACCUGUUGUACCAAUUGCUCCUACUACAGGAAGCCUACACAAAUCAAAUCAUCCUACAACGAUUAGAAAUCCACCCUUUAGAAUUAUGACUACACCUAUUCCACCGAGUAUUGGACCAUUCACCGCUACACGAUCUACUAUUACUGGUAGAAAACCAAGUCAAACUAUCAGACGAAAUUUGAGCAGUAAUGUUAGACGGUAUACACAGAGUCCAAUAAAUCCUCGUGGUGGUGUAUAUGUUUAUUUACCACCUGAAGUGACUACAACAUAUCAUCCAAGAUCAAUAAAUUUAGUUCAGUCACGUGUGGGAAUGAAUAGACGUCGAAUAACAGACAGGAGAGGUGCUCCAAGAGGUAAUGUCACUACACAGUCUGACAUCGACUGUUCUAAACCAUAUGACUUUGAAACAGCAAACGCUGAACUAGAAGCUGAAUUAGCUAAAAUCAAUUUGAAUACAGAUUCGGUAUCAUCUGAAAGAAUCCAGCCGCAAGAUCAUGAUUCACUAGGAAUAGAUCAAGCUGCAUCAACUGGUGAUGGAGUUGCCUGUGUUAAACCGCCAAUAUCAUCAACACUAUCAGAUAUAUCUGUAACAGCAGUGAGUACAAAUGGUGCAUCUGGUGAUACUUCAUCAGGAUCAGUGAGUUCAAAUAUACCAAAUAAUAAUACAAAUGAGGCGCAUACUGUUGAAAAUCAAACUUCUAAUGAGACGAUAGGAAUUCUUGCAAAAGGUGAAUAUUAUGUUCGUGAAAAAUGCUUUUUUGAUCAAAUAAGUCGUUCAGAAGGUGGUCCUAGAGGUCCUAUGUCUUCAUAUCAAAAUGGACAAGGAAAUUACCAGUAUACAAGUAAUAGUCAUUAUCAUGCAAGUAAUUCUUCUGUUACACUUGGACAUGCAACAAAUGCUAGUAGUAAUCUUGUUGGUAUGAAUUCAGCCUCUGCAGCAGCUAGACGUGAACGUCAAUUAAAUUUAGAGACAUUUGGUCCAAUGGCAGCUAGAACAACAUUUAUUUCACGUCGUCGACCAACUGGUAGUGUUCCACGUGAUAUGUUAGUAUCAGCAUCAGCAUAAAAGAAGAAGAAGAGCUGAGUUUUGUGUUAUUUCGUUCUUGUGUAUUUUAUGCCAAGGAAUGUGUUUAUUAAAACACAAUGUUGUUUAACAAAAUUUGUUUGUUUUCUUUGUGUAUGUGUGUGUGCGUGAGUGUGUGCGUAUUGGACACUUUGAUUGAGUCACAUUUACUUUGAACUCUUUGUUGUUCUGGUUAAUGAUAAAUAACAUUUUUUCUGUUAUUGAAUCACAGUUUGUUAUCUGUUCUUAUUAAAAGCAAAAAAUACAAUAUAUAAACAUGUAGUAA
This is a messenger RNA of Trichobilharzia regenti, 2164 nucleotides long. The record is from the annotation of a GenBank genome assembly. Lineage: Eukaryota; Metazoa; Platyhelminthes; Trematoda; Strigeidida; Schistosomatidae.